Molecule: messenger RNA, 800 nt
Organism: Aureobasidium subglaciale EXF-2481
Lineage: Eukaryota; Fungi; Ascomycota; Dothideomycetes; Dothideales; Saccotheciaceae
Exons: 2
Coding region: 52-567 (171 amino acids)
Molecular function (GO): acyltransferase activity, transferring groups other than amino-acyl groups
Source: RefSeq, a predicted model, not a curated record
CUGAUUCUUCGCCAACUGCAGCCUUCCGACUCAGAUGCGCUGUAUGAAUUCAUGUCCCUCCCUGCUGUGAUGCAACACACCACCCGAGCGCCUCUAACAGAACCCCACCAAGCAUCAACCUACCUCUCCGAACGCAUCUCGGGCCCCUCCAUCUACAACUUCGCAGUCUGCCUAAAAACAUCCACCCCUGCCACCUCAAGCCCCCUCAUCGGCAUCCUAGGCAGCCCCUCGUACCCCGAAAUCGGGUAUUUGUUUUCUCCCCUCUAUUCUGGCAAAGGUUACGCUACAGAAGCUCUUCUAGCCUUUGUACCUGCACUCUUUGCUAUUAUGCCUGAGGAGCAGAAAUUCGCAGAAGCUUUGGUGGAUACGCAGAAUGUUGCGAGUAUAAAGCUUCUGCAGAGGUGUGGGUGGAAACGAUGGGGUGGUGUGCAGGAGGGUGAUUAUACGAGUCCUCUGUUGGGGGUAAGGGAUAGUGUGUGUUAUAGGAUUGCUAGGGAAGGGUGUGAUUUAGAGGAUAUGGUGGUGCAAGGGAGGGAAGGGGAGGGUUUUGUGCCUGAUUUGCAGUAAACUGGUCUGACUUGACGGCAGCUGUAUGACAUGGUGCUGACGGCAUCGAACAUCAACAAAGCCUCUUUAGCUCAGUUGGUAGAGCGCGGCACUAGUAAUGCCGAGGUCACCGGUUCGACUCCGUUAGGAGGCAUGCUUUGCUUUUGUUCGUGGUCGUUGAGGAUGGGACAAAGAUCCUUUUGUUUCGGCGCUUUUUUCUCGUGUUCAGGGGGUGUAACUGAAGCCUGCAUAAA